AGAGGGAGGACGCUGUGCUGCAGCUCUCUGACACAACCAACAACCAACAACUAUGUGGCUUUAGUAGCAAGACUCAAUCUUAUUUUUUUUAUACACUUUCCAGACGUUGUUUCGGGAUCGUACGUGUGGAAAUGUUUCGGGUUAGCUUGAUGUUUGGACCGUCUUGCUAAUUAGCUUUUAGUCUUUCUCCUCCAACCCCCCCCAAAAAAAUCGUCAGGAACAACUUCUGCGUCAGGAUUUAACCACAUUUGGACAAACAAAACAAAAAGAUAAAAGAAAAAUGGAGUCGGUUGAUGUUUUUGGUAGCACUAGUCCUGAUAUUGGCGUUUUGAAAAGCAGGCCCGAUGGGAUCCCCGGGCUUUCCUCGCUCUGCUUGCCCGAGUUGAGCACAAAGACCCCGCACUGCAGAGAUCUGUUCUCCCCUGGACCCGCCACUGUGCUGUCCCCUGUCACCAACCUGGCUCUGGACAUGAACAAUUUAGCUGGACUCGGAAGCCAAUGUGAUACACCAAAAAGGAGAAAGCAUGCACCCCUUGAGAAGAUUCCCUCCUUUGCCUCUGACGUCUCAUCUGAUGCUGGCCUCGGCAUGGAUCUCCCAAGCCCCAUGGAUGCCGUUGAAAUCGAGGACACAUUCGAAAGGGCCAUUCAACAGUCGAGCAGAGUUGUCAACGAGAAGUUGCCAAUCCGAAGAAUCAACUCAUUACCACUCCACCUCCUUUGUGUCAGCCCGUCUCUGAAGGGACAGGAAACAGAAGCUCACCGUUACGGAAUAUUCGGCCAAGCACCCUCCCAAAUGAGCGCCUCCUCCGCAUCCCAGCGUGACAACAAGGAGAACAUGCCGGAGGAGUGUUUUGAAUUCAAGAAACCAACCAAGCCGGUGUCGCGGACUCGUGUGCGCUCCUUCACCAGUGGACAGUCAAAGGACGCGUUUGCCCGCCGUCCCAGCUCUGCACCAGCACUCAUGCUGUCUUCACCUCCUCCAGUGCAGCAGCUCGAGUUUUAUGACUCUCCUGUGUUCCUACGACGCUCCUCCCUUACCAACUCUCUAGACGACGAAGAUGACGGCUUCCUGGAGGUCCUCGACGACAACAUGGAGAACGACACGGAGAUGCCGAUGGGAAUGGCCAGCUUGCUCCACGCCCCGCUGGUGUCCGACAGCAUAGCAGAAGACUCUCCGUCAUCAGCCAUCAUCCGCUGCCGGCCGAGGAACCUGUUCCGCUCGCCCUCCAUGCCCAGUCCCGUGUCUCGCCCCGCCGUGAAGCGCCACGAUCGCUCCGGAGACGAAAACACACCGAUCAGGGUGAAGAGGCGACGCAGCCUGGCAGGGACGCAGGUCACCACCAUGGAACAAGAUCCCGAAUCCCCGAGAACGAGCUGCUCGCUGCUCCAGAGGUCCAAGUCCUUCUGUCAGACUGAGAUUGAGAAGCUGCUGGAUGGCGACGAAGCUUCCAGUGAGCUAAUAGGAGAUUUCACCAAGCCUUACGUACUCCCAACAGUGGACGGCAAACACCAAGACCUCAAGUACAUUACCCCAGACGUGAUGCUGGCAGCUCUGACCGGACAGUUUAAUCAUCUAGUUGAGCGAGUCAUUGUCAUCGACUGCCGCUACCCCUACGAGUUUGAGGGAGGACACAUCAAGAGCGCUCUGAACCUGCACCAGGAGGAUCAGGUGCAGGACUUCCUCCUCAAGACCCCCAUCACGCCGUCCUGCCCAGAGAAGCGGGUCAUCAUCGUCUUCCACUGCGAGUUCUCAUCGGAGCGCGGCCCCCGAAUGUGCCGCUUUGUCCGGGAGCGAGACCGCGCCAUGAACGAGUACCCCGUGCUCCACUACCCGGAGCUCUACAUCCUGAAGGACGGAUACAAAGAGUUCUUCCGUCAUUUCAAGGUACAAUGUGAACCUCAGGACUACCGGCCCAUGAUCCACGAGGACUUCAAGGAGGAUCUGAGGAAGUUCCGCCUCAAGAGUCGCACCUGGGCCGGGGAGCGCAGCAAGAGAGACAUGUACAGCCGUCUGAAGAAGCUGUGAGCCUCUUCCGCACCCCAGCCCCCCUCCCUCACCUCUCCAAUCUGCCUCUAAAAACACACAGACACACACACACACACUGCCUCCUCCUCCUCACAGAGCCUGAGGCCUCGUCACACCUACGAGGAAAUACUUUUCUGGGACUUUGUCAGCAAUAGGGAUGGUUUUUGUUUUUUUAAUAGUCCCCCACAAUUCAUUUAACUAUAGCAAAGUUGGUUAUUUAUUCAAAUUUUUAAAAAAAGAGGGAAAGACGUGAAAUGAUGAAGCCUUGACUGUUAAUGACGUGCAGUGAGCAGAUCUGAAGCAAUACGAUCGUUUUAAAAACCACUUGGACCUACUGCCUGUUUUUACCUUUUUUUUUUUGUUAUUGUUAAUAUUAUUAUUAUUAUUAUUAUUAUUAUAAUUAUUAAUAUUAUGCGGCACAAAUCACUGCCUAUGUUGCAACAGAUCAUCAUCAAUCCACACUGCCAUGUCUGAAGUUUGUCUUUCAGUCUCCUCACUGGAUGCUUUUUUUGUUUUUUUUUAUUAUUUUGUCAUUUCCAACCUUUUUUUUAAUUA
This is a messenger RNA of Scomber japonicus (chub mackerel), 2581 nucleotides long. It is a transcript of the gene cdc25b, whose product is annotated as cell division cycle 25B. Gene Ontology annotation, biological process: G2/M transition of mitotic cell cycle; protein dephosphorylation; positive regulation of G2/M transition of mitotic cell cycle. Gene Ontology annotation, molecular function: protein tyrosine phosphatase activity. The transcript is spliced from 15 exons. The coding region runs from base 281 to 2026 and encodes 581 amino acids. The record is from RefSeq and is a predicted model, not a curated record. Lineage: Eukaryota; Metazoa; Chordata; Actinopteri; Scombriformes; Scombridae. Gene Ontology annotation, cellular component: cytoplasm; nucleus.